This is a messenger RNA of Fraxinus pennsylvanica, 375 nucleotides long. Lineage: Eukaryota; Viridiplantae; Streptophyta; Magnoliopsida; Lamiales; Oleaceae. The record is from the annotation of a GenBank genome assembly.
AUGAGCCACCCAAUUCCGAAUACCAACGAUUCUCACUCAGCGCAGGUUAUUCUUCCACAGAAGCAGUUGGGUCUCAAAUCAGAUAUGUAUCUAUUUUGUUGCUCUUAUUCGCACAAUGUUGCUCCAAAAGGGAAAUUCAUUGCAUUUGUCUCCACAGAGGCAGAAACUGACCAGCCAGAGAUUGAACUGAAACCAGGGGUCGAUCUUCUUGGACAUGUGGAUGAAAUUUUCUUCGAGACUUAUGACAGAUAUGAACCAGCUAAUGAGCCUUCUCAAGACAAUUGCUUUAUAUCAACUCGACGAGACUACUGCAAACUCGUUGCAUCGUUGUCCGACGGUGUACCCGCCAUCGUAGCAGAAAAAUAUGGGGAUUAG